Messenger RNA from Closterium sp. Naga37s-1, 2898 nucleotides. The record is from the annotation of a GenBank genome assembly. NCBI's taxonomy places the organism in Eukaryota, Viridiplantae, Streptophyta, Zygnematophyceae, Desmidiales, Closteriaceae.
AUGACCAUGUUUCGCGCUUUCCUGCUGCUGCUCUGUGCGCUCGCGGUUGCGCACCUGGCGGCCGCGGCGGAGUUCAACCCCGCUCUCGCCACUCUCGCCGCAAGCCCCGACGAUAGCCUCCUCGCCACGGGCAAAGCGCUCGCAGAUGACGCAAGCGAGGACGCGGAUGUGCUUAUAACGAACCGCGCUCUUGCGGAGGAGGGCGAAGAGUCGCGCCACAAUGGCGCUGUUCGCGUGCUGACGGAUGUCGACCUGCUCUCCCUGCUGGCGGAGGAGGACGCUUAUGCUGACGUGGCGGACACGCGGAGGAGCCUGAAGAAGAGGGGGAAGAAAUGCAAGAAGGGGAAGAAGGGGAAGAAAUGCAGGAAGGGGAAGAAGGGGAAAAAGAAUGGUGGCGCGGUAGCAGCACCCGGUGGGGCGGGGGCGGCACUUGGUGGGGCGGCACCUGAGGGGGCGGCACCUGAGGGAGCGGCACCUGGUGGUGCCGACGCUGGCGGGGAUUCAGGUGCGGCUGCGCGCAGCAUGGCGGAGGUCGACCUGCCCUCCCAGAUUGAGGAGGGAGAUGCUGAUGCUGACGUGGCAGACAUUCGCAGGAGCCUGAAGAAGAAGGGGAAGAAAUGCAAGAAGGGGAAGAAGGGGAAGAAAUGCAGGAAGGGGAAGAAGGGGAAGAAGGGGAAAAAGAAUGGCGGCGCGGUAGCAGCACCUGGUGGGGCGGGGGCGGCACCUGGUGCUGAGACCCCUGCCGACGCUGGCGGAGAUUCAGGUGCACCGAGUGGGGGCGAGGAGGCGGGCCCUGAUGGCGCGGCUGCUCGCAGCAUGGCCGAGGUCGACCUGCCCUCCCCGCUGGCGGAGGGCGAUGCUGAUGCUGACGUGGCGGACACGCGGAGGAGCCUGAAGAAGGGGAAGAAGUGCAAGAAGGGGAAAAAGGGCAAGAAAUGCAAGAAGGGGAAGAAGGGGAAAAAGAAUGCAAGCAAGGCAGCAGCACCUGGUGGGGCGGGACCUGGUGCUGAGACCCCUGCCGACGCUGGCGCUGAUUCAGUUGGCUCUGAUGGCGCGCCUGAUCGCAGCAUGGCGGAGGUCGACCAGCUUCCCCCGCUGGCGGAGGGAGAUGCUGAUGCUGAUGCUGCGGACACGCGGAGGAGCCUGAAGAAGGGGAAGAAGUGCAAGAAGGGGAAAAAGGGCAAGAAAUGCAAGAAGGGGAAGAAGGGGAAAAAGAAUGCAAGCAAGGCAGCAGCACCUGGUGGGGCGGCACCUGGUGCUGAGACCCCUGCCGACGCUGGUGCUGAUUCAGUUGGCUCUGAUGGCGCGCCUGGUCGCAGCAUGGCGGAGGUCGACCAGCUCCCCCCGCUGGCGGAGGGAGAUGCUGAUGCUGAUGCUGCGGACACCCGGAGGAGCCUGAAGAAGUGCGAGAAGCGCGAGAAGCACGAGAAGCCGCGUGAGCUGAACGAGAAGGGCGGGAAGCGCGUAGGUGUGAGUGUCUCCCUUGCGGCGAGAGGGGCGAGAGUGAGAGGGCGGGCGAGGCGUUGGCGGCCUUCCUCUUGCGCCAUGGCGGGGGACGCGGCGGCAUUCGCGCCGUUCACCUCGGAGGCCGAGAGGAGGGUCCACUUCAUGCGCCUCGCCAUCGCGCAGGCGGAGGCUGCAUGGGCGAGGCUAGAAGUCCCCGUGGGCUGUGUGAUAGUGCAUAACAACAAAGUCGUUGCAGCAGGCAGCAAUAGAACCAACGAAACCAGAAACGCUACCCGCCAUGCUGAGAUGGAGGCCAUUGAUUCGCUGCUGGAAUCUCUUUCUCCUGGGCAGGUUAACGAAUGUCUCGGGGUGAUUGAUCCACCUAGGGCAGCAUCAACGAACGGCGCAGCGAAUGGCACAGAGACACUUGGCAGCCACGGAUCAGCUGGGGAGAGAGAAAGGGAGAGGCUGAAGCAAGAAUUAAAUGCAUCUGCGAGGGAGGAUGGGCAGGAUGGAGAAGACUUAGAGAGAAUGAACGAGGCAGAGGAGGUAGGGGGGCGAGAGGGAGACGAUGAGGAGGGGAGGGAGGAGGAGGAGGGGGAGCGGUAUGGGCGGUUGCUGCAGGUGGCGGGGGAGAGUGAGCUGUUUGUGACAUGUGAACCGUGUAUCAUGUGCGCUGCUGCUCUCUCUCUGCUUGGUCUCACCCGUGUGUUCUACGGCUGUCCCAACGACCGCUUCGGCGGUUGUGGAUCCGUGCUCUCCGUACACGCCAAAGGAUGCCGCCCCUGCCCGCCCUUCAGCGCAGGAGCACAGGGCGCAGGGCUGCAGUGCGAGGGGGGCAUUCUAGCCAGUGAGGCAGUGGACCUCUUUCGCCGCUUCUACGAGCAGGGCAAUCCCAAUGGUCAGUCUCGUCACUCACCCCUCUCAGGCUUCCACCACUCUGGCCGCGCUCCUCCCCACGCGCUGCUGCUUCCCCACGCGCUGCUGCUUCCCCACCCACUGAUCGCCACCAAGCCCACCCUUCCCUCCGUUUCUCUCCCACCAACCAGUUUCCUCCCUUGCAGACACAAUGCUGUCCCACUUGCACGCGCCCUUCGACAACUUCUCCCUUUAUCCCCACCCCACAAGAGUGCUGAUUCCCCUUCGUGUCCAGCUCCGCCUAUACUCCUCUACCGCCAACGCAGCGCCUUCCGCUUCCCCGGGGGAGAGAAAGUCCUCCUCCGCCAAAACGCGAACAGCGCGCGCAUGCGGAGACUCCCCGCCCUCCGCAGUGAGAACGCGGUUCGUUAUAAUCACAUCCGCGUCCUCGCGCACGUCUCCCGUGAGCGCCUUGCCCGUGGCGAGAAGCCCGUCGCGCUCGGGAUUUGCGGCGAGAGUGGCGAGCGCGGGGUUGAAUUCCGCCGUCGCUGCGUGCACGUGCGCCGCGACGAGCACACAGAGCAUCAGCAGUAA